UUAGACCGGAAGCGUUGGUCUCGUGACAGGAACUUGAAAAACAUAUGGAAGUGGGUUGUUUUUGUUUCACAGCCAGGUGUCAAAUAUAGUCUUAAUCUGCUGCGUAGUCGUCCAAACUCUACAGAUAGCAUCGUCCGAGCUCAGUUUUUUCGGCUUGCUCGUCAUCAUGGUGGAGCACACGGCAUCUGACGUGUUCUGCAAUCGGAUGCUGAGCAUGGUCAACUCUGAGGAUGUUAACGCCAUCAUCCAGGCUCAGAGACACAUGCUCGACCGUUUUGAGAAAACCAAUGAAAUGCUGAUCAACUUUAAUGGGCUGUCUAAUGUACGCCUGCAGCAGAUGAACGAGCGUUUCCUACUCCACACUCGCACUCUUGUGGAGAUGAAGAAAGAUCUGGACAGCAUCUUUAGAAGGAUCAGAACACUAAAAGGAAAGAUAGCUAAGCAGUAUCCAGAAGCUUUCAGCAACAUCCAUGAGUCGCCCAUUUCUGAGGAAGAUGACGAUGAAUUUGACCCAGUUCCUCCAAGCAUUGCCACAACUACUACCACAGCCACCUCAGAGCAGAGCACAGAGUCAUGUGACACAAGUCCAGAUGUGAUCUCGCCCACUGUGAGCAGAUGCUCGGAAGAGCUCUCUCAGGAGCCACCUGACACGCCCACCUCUGACUUCCUAGAGACAGCUGUCCUGCAGGACGAGGGUCCUGACUCAGUCCCUGCAGAAUAGCGAACAGUUAAUGGGGUCACUUUAAACUUUUUUUUUUCAGGAAGACUUGUUGUAUAAUUGCAUGUGCACUUGCCACUGUAAUGUUUGCGGUCAUUUGUUUGUUUGAUGUUUUGAGGUGGCUUUGCACUGUCAAUGAGAAACAUGCUUUUUUUUUUUUUUUGCCAUACAUAAUUGUGUUGUGCUAGCAUAGCACCACAAUAAUGCAGAAAAUACUUGAACUUGUAUAAUACACCACUGUAUAUCUGUAUGUGUAUAACUAUACAGCAAACCUGAGCAAAAGCCUGUGUGUACGAAGAAGUUCUCAUCAUGUCAACAUAAAUAACAGAUACAAAAUCUAGUCUCACUCUGAAUAUUGGUAGUUAGUUUUUGCAAAUGUUUAUUGCACUUGUUGCAGCAUUGUUAUUCAGCAGUCUCCUGUUAACCCUAUAUAUAAUUUAUUUCCCAUAAAACCAGGAAAUAUGUUUAUCAGCACCUUCAUGAGUGUGUCCGACUGCUAGUUACAGAUAUCAUUUGGUUUAAAAGUGUAAAACUAAAUAUAUUUAUUUUUUUAUACUGCUACAUAACAAUAUUAAUUUGAAAAGCAAAGAUGCUAAAGCUAAAAUAAGUAAUGGUAUACGGUAAUGGAAGCGCUGGAGAGUUCUAGUUGUUGCAAUUUUACACUUGAAUAAAAUUGCAUUUUUCUGCUGAA
Molecule: messenger RNA, 1409 nt
Organism: Haplochromis burtoni (Burton's mouthbrooder)
Lineage: Eukaryota; Metazoa; Chordata; Actinopteri; Cichliformes; Cichlidae
Gene: kxd1
Product: KxDL motif containing 1
Exons: 5
Coding region: 167-721 (184 amino acids)
Biological process (GO): lysosome localization
Cellular component (GO): BORC complex
Source: RefSeq, a predicted model, not a curated record